CUUUUGACACAUCUCCUUUGCAAAGGUCUCAAUGCACAAAUCCCAUGUUAUUUUCUGCCAUUCUCUUCUUGGGAUAAAGCAAGUGUUGUUUCCAUCCAUUGAUCGCCAGACGCUGGCACCGAUAAUGAUAUUUCUGCUGCAGGUUGUUAUAAAAGAAGAUUGAAGAUUAGGUAUGUUUGAUAUUUGCCAAUCGCUUUUAUAUUAUGAAAGGUGAAAGUAUAGUUAGUGUCAUUGCUUUUCAGUAUAAUUCCAUUUAAUCUCGGGAGAAUUUUUUGUGUCAGAAGAAGUUCGUGAAACACACAUCACACUGAAAUCAUAACAUAAAGGUCAUGAGUAGGUUAGAUGUUGUAUUAAUAAAGUUAAAAUGUUUCUUAUCCAGGAUGAGCCAAAGCGUCAAUAACUGUAAUCAUUCCUUAGUUGUUAUGAAAGGAUAUUGAAAUAAGAAUCAAGAAAGUUUGUUAUAAAAGUUCGAGUAAUUGUUUCUACUGAAGGUUUAACCAAAGAUAAGAAGUCUAACAACUAAUACUUUGUCAGAGAACAUCGUCACUUUUUAGGUGGUCUUUAAUUAUUUUGGCAGCCUGUAUAAAUUGUAAUAGACGUAAACAACUUCUCAUGAACUCCUACAGCAACAUCUACAAACCGAAAAGUGUGUUCACCCUUCUCGAAACGGUAAUUCAGGAGGUAUUAUGUAACUGAAUUCUAAUUCACUCUAGAUUGACUAGAUUCUGAGGACAAAGUCCUAUAGAGUAACCACCAUUCAAAUGGAACCUCUUCAGCAGUACUUCCAUAUAGUAUGAUGUAUAAGCCACAUGAUUAUUGAAAUGAAUCGUUGUGUUGUUACCUUUCAAAGAAACCUCUUGAGGAGAAGAUUAGUUUAGGUGACAUUUUUCAUUAACAGUACAAACUGCACCUCGCUUUCGGAGUAGGCAAUGGAUAAAAUCUCGAAGUGUUAACAUUCUAAAGAAAGCUCUUCAUCUUUUAAUAAAUAAUUAACCUUUAAAUUUUCCAAUAUAUUUUCCGUUUUUUACAGCACGAAUCUUGGAAAUUUUCUUUCAUUUUGAUGAUGAGAACUACUAGGGGUAAAAUAGUUGACCUUGUCGUUUGUUUCUAACCAGACGACAGCAUGACAAGCACGAACAAGAAUAAAGAAAUGAAAGAUAAGAGGGCUGACAGCAUUGAAGCUGUUCAAGAGGCAAAUGAACAGCCCAGUCUCCCUUCCAUUUACUCCAUAGCAGCCGCUCAUUCUUUGUCAAAAGACCUAAAACAAAAGUCCCUGCACUUAAUAAAAGUCAAAAGAAGACAUGGAGACUAUGGGCAAUUCGAUCUAACACACGCUUGGUCACCGGAAGAUUUGAUGGAUGACCUAGGAAGUCGCUAUGGGAGUGGACGGUCAAGAGAUAGUACAUUGGCUGAUGAGAGUCUAGCUCUGGCACGACCGUUUGUUAUGGAACCUUUGAGGACAUUUCAGGUAGCAGAUUGAGAUAAAAUUCUCUUUUGUUCUAUUUUCCUAGAAUUGGACUGCACAGCCCGCAAUUUUGCUGGCUAAAGUAUUCCCUGUCUAUAAGGCCAUGGCUAAUUGAUGGAAAGAGUAAAGUCCGCGCGUAAAUCAAUAAAUAAUUGACAAAUGUCACCAGAAGGUGUUCUGAACUACCGGUAAGCUGAAUAAAAUGCCAAAAAGAUUUUAUGGGACAAUUAUCCGCUCAGUUAUCUACUUUUAUUAUUUAGGUCCUCAAGUACCUGUCGGCGAUAGCAAUUUUGAGUUUGCCAUCAAACUGUCAAAUGUAUAAAGUUUAUGUUAAAACAUAAGCUAAGUUUGCAAAAAUAUUGUGAGAUCCUCCGUGUUUUGUACAUAGCUAAGUACUUUGACCGGUCAGGAAUUGUUUGAGCACCGUGUAAACAAUCUGAGUUUCUCAUUGGACAUUAUGGGUGGCGAAAAAGGAAUCCUCAAUAACUACUCAGCCCGACAAAUUUCGGUUUUUGCCAGAGGGAAGUGAUCAGUAGUUUGGAAGUUUUAGCCACGACCACAGCCAUUGGUUAAUAUAAAGGUCCAUUUAGUCAAGAGAAGAUUAUUCACUCCCUUUUGUCAUGUUCCGAUACUUUCAAUAGGUCCUGAACUUUUAAUUAAUGGUCAUAUUAUUUGCUCAAUGUUUUUUCUUUCCGAUUUUCUCCCAGGAACACAAGGUCAAACCAAUCAUUCAACAUGUGCUGGAAACUAACUUGGCAGAACAAAAGUAUGACCCAGUCUUUUGCAGAAAUGCUGCAGUCACGAUGGCCGAGGUUAUAAAGGAAAGAGUGAAAAAACUUUGUUAUCCGCGAUAUAAAUUCGUGUGUCACGUGGUCGUGGGAGAAGUUAACCAACACGAUGUGAAAGUUGUGAGCCGGUGCGCAUGGGACUCAGCGGUGGAUCGUUUUGCGCAGUAUCAGUAUAGCAACUAUUAUCUGUAUGCCGUGGGGAUUGUUUAUGCAGUUUACUGUGAAUAA
Molecule: messenger RNA, 2481 nt
Organism: Porites lobata
Lineage: Eukaryota; Metazoa; Cnidaria; Anthozoa; Scleractinia; Poritidae
Source: the annotation of a GenBank genome assembly